AUGGGUGUGUCUGCUUACAAUCGAUCUGUAUGUGUUUACCCUAUUAAUAAAUUUGGCGAUCGAUGUCUUCUUGUCGAAACAAUUUGUCAAAUUGAUAAUAAUUUAAGAUGUCAAAAUGGUGGUCAGUGUAUUCGUGCUGAUGAAUAUAUGAUAUCGACUAGAAAAUUUGUAUGUAUUUGUCCAAAAGGUUAUAUUGGUGAUCGAUGUGAAAUAGUCGAUAACAAAAUAAUUCUAUCAUUUCAAAAAAGUAUUGUUUUAUCUCAAUCGAUAUUUAUUCAUUUCAUUCAAGUUAUCAAUAAUAGUGCACCGAUGAGAACAACAACUUUUCAAACAAUUUCUCUUACAAAAAAUUCACUUAUAGUUUAUUUGUCACAACCAUUUCAUCUUGUUUUUAUUGAACUUUUAAAUAAAAUUUAUUAUUUAGCUGUUAUUCAAAAAACUUAUGAACAAUCAACAACAAUUAAUAAAAUGAUAAAU
This is a messenger RNA of Rotaria sp. Silwood2, 477 nucleotides long. NCBI's taxonomy places the organism in Eukaryota, Metazoa, Rotifera, Eurotatoria, Philodinida, Philodinidae. The record is from the annotation of a GenBank genome assembly.